This is a messenger RNA of Diachasma alloeum, 1595 nucleotides long. RefSeq names its product glutaryl-CoA dehydrogenase, mitochondrial. The transcript is spliced from 8 exons. Gene Ontology annotation, biological process: fatty acid beta-oxidation using acyl-CoA dehydrogenase; fatty-acyl-CoA biosynthetic process. Gene Ontology annotation, molecular function: flavin adenine dinucleotide binding; fatty-acyl-CoA binding; glutaryl-CoA dehydrogenase activity. The record is from RefSeq and is a predicted model, not a curated record. Lineage: Eukaryota; Metazoa; Arthropoda; Insecta; Hymenoptera; Braconidae. The coding region runs from base 120 to 1400 and encodes 426 amino acids. Gene Ontology annotation, cellular component: mitochondrial inner membrane.
CAUGGGAGUCAGUGAUAACUCUGGCAUCGCAAGAAUUGCUCAGUUUGUUAGUUUGUAGCCGGCUCAGUGCCGGUGGAAUCGUUCAAGUGAUACCAGCUGAUCUGGGGAGAGCGGAAAACAUGGCGAUGCGUGCGCAAACGAGGCUUCUUAAUAUCACGAGGAACUACCGAUCGGAGACAGCUAGAAGGUUCUCGGUUUCUGCAAUUUUAAAGAAUACAACGGCAACAUUCAAUUGGCAAGAUCCCUUCUGCAUCGAGUCUCAGUACACUCAGGAUGAGAUAAUAAUACGCGAUCAAUUCCGCUCGUACUGCCAGGAGAAGCUCCAGCCGAGGAUUUUAAAUGCAUUCAGGAAUGAGCAUUUUGAUAAGGAAAUUAUGAAGGAACUGGGGUCCCUCGGGGUUCUCUGUCCCACUCUGAAGGGGUAUGGGGCUGCGGGAGCUUCGUCAGUGGCUUACGGACUCAUUACCAAAGAAAUUGAAUCUGUGGACAGUGGGUACAGGUCUUCAUUCUCGGUGCAAAAUCUAGCCGCUGUUGCCAUCGACUCUUGGGGAAGUCAAGAGCAAAAAGAUAAAUAUCUACCUAAACUUGUUUCCGGGGAUGUUAUCGGAUGCUUCGGCCUCACUGAACCCAACCAUGGAAGCGAUCCUGCUGGAAUGGAAACUAGGGCUGUUUACGAUGCUAGUAGAAAAGUUUACAAACUCAGUGGUAGCAAGACAUGGAUCACAAACUCGCCUGUUGCAGAUGUACUCGUCAUUUGGGCUAAAACUGACGACGGAAAAAUUCGAGGAUUUAUAAUAGAGAGAAAAGGCAAUGAAGCUAAAUUAAGUACUCCUAAAAUUGAGGGGAAAGUGUCUUUACGGGCUUCUGCAACUGGAAUGAUCCUCAUGGACGAUGUCAUUAUUCCUGAAACCAAUUUACUGCCCAACGUUUCUGGUCUUAAGGGCCCAUUUGCCUGUCUAAACCACGCACGUUACGGAAUAGCAUGGGGUGCCUUAGGUGCAGCGGAGCAAUGUCUGAACCUUGCAAACACCUACGUGUUAGAGCGUAAGCAGUUCAACAGACCAUUGGCAGCUAAUCAAUUGAUACAGAAGAAAUUAGCUGACAUGAUGACGGAAAUAGCCAUCGGUCUGCAGGGAUGCCUGCGCGUUGGCCGGCUCAAGGACGAGGGCAAGGCUACGCCAGAGAUGAUAUCAAUGAUAAAAAGAAAUUCAGCUGCUAAAGCCAUCAACAUUGCCAGAGUUGCCAGGGAUAUGCUCGGGGGAAAUGGAAUUUCUGAUGAGUAUCAUAUUAUCAGGCAUAUGGUUAAUCUGGAAUCAGUUAUUACUUAUGAAGGUACCGAUGAUAUCCAUGGUCUUAUUCUCGGACGAGCUAUUACUGGUAUUCCAGCGUUCUCCAGUUGAUGUUAAUGUUUCAUCAACUUUUCAUCAGCCCCCGCAGUUUCAUGUCUAUUUAUACUGAACUCCUGUGGCCAAUUCGCACAAAAGAAAAAAAAAUACUACUCCUGGAUAGUCACAAAAUCAUGUCCAACGUAUUUUUUUAAUCAUAAAUAAAUUAAGUUUAAUUCCUAAGUAAUAAAGCAUUAAUUACAUUCUCAA